This is a messenger RNA of Lolium rigidum, 3676 nucleotides long. RefSeq lists its product as uncharacterized. The record is from RefSeq and is a predicted model, not a curated record. Bases 481 to 3183 code for a protein of 900 amino acids. The transcript has 7 exons. Lineage: Eukaryota; Viridiplantae; Streptophyta; Magnoliopsida; Poales; Poaceae.
ACUCCCCCUUUUUCUCCCAGACGAGAAAAUGCUAGCGCACUCGCCGAAAGUGGCAUGUGGUGGGCUGCCUGCCCAGCUGCCGUAGUCCGGUGCGCUCCAUUCCACUCCAUUCCAUUCCGUUCCACCAAGCAACCAAAGCCGAAGCCGAUGCUGACCUGCUUGGAUUGGGCGAGCUGAUUCCCGCUCCAAGAAAGAAAGCAGUCUCCCGCCGAUUCCUUUCUUCCUCGCCGAAAGGAGGACGGGCGACAGCGAGGGCCGCCGCCUGUUCACAUGGCCGCCGAGACCUGGUAGAAGAUGCUGUGAGGAGCGGUUCUGUUUCUGUUUUUUUCUUGUGCGGGUGCGAGAGCAAAGAGACUCGCUGGAGAGGGGGAAAGCGCACGGCUGCUGAAGCUUCUCUCCGGCCGUGAUCUGUGAGUCAUCAAGUGAUCCAAGAGGUAUACAAAACAACAGAAGAGACAGUAAAGAAAGGAUUGAUCUGAAAUGGGGAAACGGAGCAACAGGCCGUCUACGAGACAAGAUGAUACCAAUGUGGGGUGCGUCUGGGGCCUAAUGCGCAUGGUCUAUUUCCGCCGUGACCCCAGAUUCUUGAUGGAAGCGAAGCAGGCCAACGGGAGGCAUAAGCUCCGCGAGAUCACGGACAGAGGGCACGCAAUGAAGAUGCCUAGUAAUUUCGAGGAAAUAGAUGAAGACGAUAAAAUAGAAGAUGUCACUUCACGGAAAUCAACCGUAAAAAAACUUAUGGAGGAGGAAUUGGGACAUGCGAAUCUUUUGAGGACAGUUCCAAACAAUGAGGUUCAGAGAAGAUUAGCUGACCGGGCAAACGAUCUAUCUCUAGAUGGAAACUCAGAGCAUACAAAUAACACAACAGGAACCUUAAAUCAUGACACACACAUCUUGGCGUCCAAGUUUUCUGGAUCAGUGGAUUCUGAGGGUUCCAAGAGCUUGAACCACACUGAAUAUGAUCUCGAAUCUGCCCUGGCGAGCUUCUUAGGUGAGAUUUAUAGGUGCCAUAAUGAAUGUCCACAUGGUGACUGCAAGAGUAACAAUGAAUUGUGUCCUUCAUUGAAGUCCCUAAUCCAUAAGAGGCUCAAUGAUUUAAGUAGUUCUAAUUGCAAUAUUGAUCAUGAGCAAUCACAAGAGAGCAAGGGAGAAAAGCUACUGGAGGAUAAUGACAUUUCUAGCAGUAGAGCAGUCCAAUCCAAAGAAUUCAAGGAUGCAUUGGAGAUAAUGGGUUCAAACAAGGAACUUUUCCUGAAGCUGCUUCAGAAGCCAAAUUCACAUAUGCUGGAAAAUAUCAGAAACCACCAAAACAGUAGAUUGACAACCAAGUUAGAGCCCAAUAAAAUUCUUGGAGAAACUAAUUGCCUGGAAGAGAAAAGAGGCUCAAAUAAUCAUGACUUGUCUGCACAGCCACAUGCUAAGGAGAGCAAACAUAUGUUCUUCUGGAGGAAGGAUUGGUCAAAAAGAAAGCAGAUGUUGCCAGAAGGAACCAACAGAUCACAGCCUGUUAGCAAAAUAGUUAUUCUAAAGCCAAAUCCAGGAAAAGGGAUUGAUCAGACACUCACAACCAGUGCAAGGUAUUUAAAUCAGCAACCUAGUACGUCUCAAACUCCAGAGUACAGUGGGAGAGAGAGUUCAAAAUUUUCAAUCAAGGAAGUCAGGAGGAGAUUCAGAAUUGUGACUGGCGAGAGAAGAGAAAGAAAUGCGGUACCUGUCGAUGACCUUCAAAGAGUUUCACGAUGGCAUUCCAUGAUUGCAACUAAGAAGGAUUCUGGUAAUCACACCCAAGGGAACUUGGCAGACAAAUCUGCAUCAAAUUUUAAGAACGACAUCGUCAGGCCUUCAACCAGCAGCAAGCAAAAGCAACAAAAUGGCAGUGAGACUCAAGUCAGUGAUCAUAUAGUAGCAUCACAAGAUACUUCUAUUUUCUACAAGGAGGCCAAGAAGCAUUUAACGGAUAUGCUAAAGGAUAAUGAUAUGUCCAGCAACUAUCCAUCAGCCCAGGUCUCAAAAUCCUUGGAAGGAAUGCUUUUGCUCCCCCACUGCGAUGUGUCAUCUCCUAGGAGUAGACCUAGUGGAGAAUGCCACAUUGAUCUCACACUUGAAGAGACAGAUGCUUGCCUUGUACCCAUUGUUGAUGGAGAAGAAUCCACACAAGAGAUGAGCCAAUCAUUGGAUGACUCAGGGAGCAGCACUGCACAGUGUACUAGUGCAGGUGAUGAUCAGGUGGCUGUUCAGGACAAAUGUAGCAUGGAAGAAGAACCACGAGAAGGACAAAUAGAUGGUACUGAUGUGGUAGACACCUUAACUGUUGGAGGAAUUGACAAAAUGGACUGUUCUGAAACAAUGUGCAACGCACAACUCAUCCCAGCAGAACAAUACAGAGGCAACCCACAGCCAGAUAUAUUAGAGGAAGCAGAACAAGGAAAAGAACCUGCUCACAUGUUGUUGAGCUAUCCUGAGAGCAUUGUUGAAUUGGAGCAGCAAGAACCAGAAACACCCGAACCAAGAGCAUCAACCAAAUUUAUAUCAGAUUGUUCCCCGGAGCUAAGCCAUGACAAGCAAGAACAGCCCAGUCCAAUAUCUGUUCUCGAUUCAUUCUAUGAAGAUGUUGCUGAUAUUGAAUGCGAAACCAUUAAACAAUGUGAUCUGUGUGAAGAUUUGCGUGGAGCCCUGUACUUCCCAGAUAAUGAAUCAGAUUUAAAGGUCUUUUGGGAGGACAAGAAUGUCCGGUUAGAUUACAUAAAGUUGGUUUUGGAGCUCUCAGAAUUAUGUGAUGAAGAGAAUUUAGAGGUAUGGUAUCUAGAGGACGAAUUAAUCAGCCCUUGCAUGUUGGAAGAAUUACCGAAUGAAGGUGGUCAAAUAGAUGAUCUGAAGAUUCUGUUUGACUGUAUCUGUGAAGCUCUGACAGAGAUCCAAGAUAGAUAUUUUAGGUUGUCGUUUCUCAAACACGACAUAAGGGCACCUCCAAUGGGAGAAAACCUCAUCUCAGAAGUUGAGAAAUAUGUUGAGAAUGGUCUCCGGCAUAGUUUUCCAAGUACAUUAGAUCACACGAUUAAAAUGGAUUUGGAGGUUCGGACAUGGAUGGACAUUCGAUCGAAAACUGAAGGAAUUGUUGUGGAGAUAUGGGAGUUUGUAUUAGAUGAGUUAAUUGACGAGGCUGUUUUUGACUUGUGGAUUUGAACAUCUGAUCAGAUCCCUUGUCAACGGUGCUCUGCGAUGAGUAUAUACAUUAGGUAUAACUGUAGAGGUUUUUGUGCUGACAAUAACACAUUUUACACGGCAGAAUAACAUGGGCUGUUUUGUUUGGCCUAUGCAAGUAUCAUGUGAUUGUGAAUUUUGACGAUGUUUUGCUCGUCGAAGUUCUAACUGCAGAGGAACUUUUUCUGGUCCAUGACAGCUAAAGUUUCAACCUGCAAAUCUCCCAGCUGUGCAGUUUGCCUGGAUGAAGUUUGGACAACCUGUCACAGCCAUGCCUCUUGGACAGCUAAAAUGCACAGCAGUCUGCAGGCCUUGCAAUUUUUUUAAUUUUUUUCCAUUGUGAUCAGAGGUGAUCACACAUGAUGUAUAAUUUUUCUGUAUUUGUGUGUACAUGUGUAGAAGUUUUUCAAGAAUAACACAGUGUAAAAGUUACCAUAUAUGACAGAUCGAAUGCCACUACAUCUUCUUUAUGAGA